AUGCUGGCUUUGACUCCGACCAUGGCAAAAAUCAUCUUGCGGCACCUCAUAGAGACUCCGGUGCGCUACGAGGAGGAGUUUGAAGCUCGAGGUUUGGAAGACUGCAGGCUGGAUCAUGCUUUAUACGCGCUGCCGGGGCCAACCACGGUGGACGUGAGCAAAGCCAGGGCGGCCCAGGCUCCUCGGGUGGACUCAGUGGUGGAGAUGCCGACCCAAGAAGGCAAGUCCCGCUUCCAGAUCCUGCUGGACGUGGUCCAGUUCCUCCCCGAGGAUAUCAUCAUUCAGACCUUCGAAGGCUGGCUGCUGAUCAAGGCUCAGCACGGAACCAGAAUGGAUGAGCAUGGUUUUAUCUCAAGAAGCUUCACCCGUCAGUAUAAGCUGCCAGAUGGCAUUGAGACCAAAGAUUUGUCUGCCAUCCUCUGUCACGAUGGAAUUCUGGUGGUGGAAGUAAAGGAUCCAGUUGGGACUAAUUGA
This is a messenger RNA of Puma concolor (puma), 474 nucleotides long. Lineage: Eukaryota; Metazoa; Chordata; Mammalia; Carnivora; Felidae. The record is from RefSeq and is a predicted model, not a curated record.